Messenger RNA from Rhododendron vialii, 711 nucleotides. RefSeq lists its product as uncharacterized. NCBI's taxonomy places the organism in Eukaryota, Viridiplantae, Streptophyta, Magnoliopsida, Ericales, Ericaceae. The record is from RefSeq and is a predicted model, not a curated record. Bases 1 to 477 code for a protein of 158 amino acids. The transcript is spliced from 4 exons.
AUGGAUUGUCUUAAAAAAAUUGCGGAAGAAGUGGAUACAAGUUUGACUGGAGAAGAUUUUGAUGGGACCUCUAAUGCCAAUAAUAGUGCAUUUCUAGAGAAUAAAGCUACCCUUGGUGAAGGAUUGAAUUACAUCCACCGUUGCAUUUCAGCCAGGUAUAAGUUUAGUAAUCGUGUCCACUAUUUUAAUUUGCUAUGUGUACUAACACUUAAAAACUUGCAUCAGGAUGGUGUCACUUUUGGUGCACAUGAAGACUUCCCCUAUGAGAGGACUUCAUUGAGUUCAUUUUCACAAGUGUCACAGCAAUACGAGUCUUACAACUCCUCAACUAGCAUGGGUGUUCCGGCUAAUCACCGGAUGUUUAACCAACCUUUCCAGUUAACCCAAUCAUCUCAAGCCGUGCCUACCAGCAUGACUAAAUUACUGCAGGCUCCAUUAUCACAACCACUGGAUGAGGACAUUUGGUUCAAUAGCUAGUAUGAAGGUCAACCAGAAAAGUAAUCAAGUUGAAGUUGAAGAUGGUGAUAUUUACUUCAAGUAAGGGCUGUCAAAAAAAAUUGUGAUCAGCAGAGAUGUCAAGAUUAGAAGUGAAUGUUGUAGUUAUGAUCUUAUUAUGCUAAUUACCAAAAGUGAGCAAACCUCAUAUGUCCUUUUGUGCUGUACCAAUCUAACGUAGGCGUACUUAUUGGAGUAGUCCUUGAUUUUGUUCUA